Molecule: messenger RNA, 370 nt
Organism: Temnothorax curvispinosus
Lineage: Eukaryota; Metazoa; Arthropoda; Insecta; Hymenoptera; Formicidae
Exons: 2
Coding region: 34-366 (110 amino acids)
Source: RefSeq, a predicted model, not a curated record
GAAGUGAAUUCAUCCCAUCUUGAUGACAAUGAUAUGCAAAGGAAUGACAUGGCUGCAGACCACUUCACUUGUGAUGAUUCCACGAUGGACGUUGCAAGUACAUCAAACGCAUCAUCACGAAGAUCAUGUUCACCGUCAGAGGCGAGAAAGAAAAAAGCAAAGAUUGCACAAAGACAAGCUGAUAUGGAAACUAAAUUUCUCAAUAUAAUUGAUGAAACGUCACGGAAGAAACGUGAUGUAGUGGACAGUUAUUUAGAUCAGCUUGGUGACAUUUUACGCCGACUACUCUAUUUACGACGCAGAAAUCUGCAAAGAAGAAUGAUGGAUAUUGCUAUCCAAGAGGAGGAUAUGGAACUUACGGAGUAAGAAA